UCGAGUUGAGUGUGUCGCGAGGUACCGCGGUCCCUUUUUCCCCUGGUGUUGCUCACGGAUUUUUUGGACAGCCGGUGCUCCACACCCGUGUGUGUACACGUUGGAUCGAUUUAGGUCCACACCAAGGACCGAGGACGAUUCAUGAACGCGGCGACGGGUUCGCCGGAUUCGCCGCUGCAAUCUCGAUAUAACGACAUUUCCGGAAGGCGAAUCGACGUCCGCUCGCGGAAUUUUUGGCACUGACGGCACGCCGUUCAAAAGAACGUAUCUUCUGUAAUAAUAUAUAUAUUUAAAUAUGACAGAAGAACAUCAGUUGCCUUCUGAUUCGGAUGAAGAUGAUGAAGAUUAUAUUCCUGAUGGUGCUGACAGUGAUCCAGUGUCUGAAGUUGAAUCUGAAGGUGAUAUUGAAAGUGGUCCAGAGGAUGAAAAUGAUGAAAACAAAAGAGAAACUGGGAAGAAAGGUACAAAGAGAUCUAAGGGUCGGAAGAAUAAAAAAACAAAGCGCAGAAGAACUUUAGAAAAGUCUAAAGUAUCAGAAGAAGAAAGUAAAGAGGAAGAAGAAUGUAAAGAGAAAAAAGAGCUCACUGAAGAAGAGGAAAAAAAGAGAGCAGAUUCUCUUUGGGCUGAUUUUAUGAAAGACACAGCUGUCAUAUCGAAAUCAAAGCCACAGAAUUCAAUCAACAGAUCGAACGAAAAAUCGUCACCGAUUCAGAAGCCCAAGGUUCAAGAAAAAGUUAAGAUAACUAAAGUUUUUGAAUUUGCUGGUGAAGAAGUAAAGGUCGAGAAGGAAGUAUCAAUUGAUUCAGCGGAGGCCCGAUUAUCUCUUUCCACAGACGAAAAUUCUGCUGCGAAGGCACCAGAAUCCACAUCUCCCACGGUCAAAGAACGCGGACGAGGUGACAUCAAGCGCGUUGGUUUAGGCGGCAUCUCUUCGGUUUUGGGACAAAUUGGAAAAAAGGCGAAAAUUAGUACGUUAGAAAAGUCUAAAUUAGAUUGGGACAACUUCAAGAAACAAGAAAACAUUGAGGAAGAGCUUAAUACUCAUAAUAAAGGCAAGGACGGAUAUUUAGAACGGCAAGAUUUUCUACAAAGAGCGGAUCUACGGCAAUUUGAAAUCGAAAAACAGUUACGAAAUACUAGUAGACGUAGUACGCGGUAAAUUCGCAUUUCUUCGUUAUAUACGUCUCUUCGAAAUGGGACAUUGAGAUAAUAAUAAUCGUGGUAGAAGACAUUUACUCGCCAACUUGCCAAACUCAAACGCUUGUACACGUUUAGCCUAAUUCAUUCGAGUUUCGCGCUACAUUUUGAGUAAUAAUACGCAAAAGGAGUAUUGCCUCCUUUGACUCGAUAACGUGCUGACUACAAUAGCGAUCGGUGAUUUCUUUAAGGGACCGAUCAUUCCAGUGUUUUGAGACUCAUUUCUCGCGUACGUAAUAUAAUAGCUUAAGUUACUUUCUCAGCGAGCCUUCGUCUCGGCCUGAUAAUUGCACAGAACUUCGCAUCGAAGCAGAUUGUUUGAAGCUUUUGACGCUUCUUAAAAAGAUUGUGCCCAUGUAGAAUAUAUCCACAAAAUAUUUUUUUAUUUUAUUUCAGUGGAACACGAUACGUUUGCGUGUGUAGUAUGAAUAUACGCGACAUUCUAAUAAUAAUAAUUAUUAGUCUAACGUUACGAGUGAGUAUGAAGGAAUAUGUGUUUUAGGCAAUAUAACAAAAUGAUAACAUUAAUUGACCUCAUUCAUGACCACUGCCUCUGGCAAUUGUAUGUGGAAUAUUUAUAAAUGGACCUCUUAUAAUAGAUAGUGUAUAGAUUAUGUUGAAACAGUUGCGGCGAAUUUUGUAUAUCAUCUUUGUCUUAAAAUUGUUAUAUAGAAAGAUAGUUCAUCACAUAAAACACAGACAUUGUUACUUUUAUGUAAUGUAUACCAGACGACAAUAGGCCUAUCCUUUUUCCAUAUCCCUGGAUUACAUUUCUCACAUGGUUCAUCUUUUUCUUUUCGUAUUAGAGAAAAAAAAAUAAAAAAUAUGAAUAGUGAAAGAAGUUCAAUUCCGAGGUAUAGAAAAAGAACAAGCCUAAAACAAUAUAUCGAAACAUUACACACAUACACUCAAUUUACCCAAUUUACAAUUCUCAAUUCAGCUCAGGUUACAAUUUCUCGAAUUUACAUUUUAAUGUAUCCUCUAAAUACAUUUUAAUGUAAUUCC
Cyphomyrmex costatus is the source of this 2202-nucleotide messenger RNA. It is a transcript of the gene Yeti, whose product is annotated as yeti. The record is from RefSeq and is a predicted model, not a curated record. Gene Ontology annotation, cellular component: Swr1 complex. The transcript is spliced from 3 exons. Lineage: Eukaryota; Metazoa; Arthropoda; Insecta; Hymenoptera; Formicidae. Bases 296 to 1159 code for a protein of 287 amino acids.